Messenger RNA from Sabethes cyaneus, 2561 nucleotides. It is a transcript of the gene Mrgn1, whose product is annotated as probable E3 ubiquitin-protein ligase MGRN1. The record is from RefSeq and is a predicted model, not a curated record. The transcript is spliced from 5 exons. Gene Ontology annotation, biological process: protein ubiquitination. Gene Ontology annotation, molecular function: ubiquitin protein ligase activity. Lineage: Eukaryota; Metazoa; Arthropoda; Insecta; Diptera; Culicidae. Gene Ontology annotation, cellular component: cytoplasm. The coding region runs from base 260 to 2290 and encodes 676 amino acids.
GAUAGGUCGAUGGGUGAACGGUGUUGUGUGAUAUUUUCUUUCUCUUAAAUGUGUCAAAUGGGAAACUUUUUCCUGUUCAUAAUGUCGGAGUGAAAAUUUUCCGUACGGCCCUAGAGUGCAGUAGAAAAAGGUAGAUACAUAAGUCUCGGGAUUGCUGGAACCGUAGACGAAUAUUUACGUUCCGAAUUGGAAGAAAAGUUCAUUGGAAAUCGCUCGUUUGAGGGUGCAAAGAUUUUAGUGCAGUGCCAACGAAGUAAAUAUGGGUGCACUAGCAAGCAGACAGAAUGCAGCCGUGGAAGAGGCUGAGUUGAGUGCGAACCAUCAGUACAAGUAUCCUCCUCGAUCAGGUAACUAUUUUGGUACUCACUUCAUAAUGGGUGGCGAACGGUUUGACACUCCUCAACCAGAAGCUUAUCUGUUCGGAGAGAAUGCAGAUUUGAACUUCCUUGGUUGCAAACCGACCCCUUUUCCUUACCCACCACCGCAAGCUACAGAGCCAACUAAAACGUUAAAAAGUCUAAUCAACAUCCGCAAGGAAUCGGUACGGUUUGUAAAGGCAUCCGAUUGUGCUGCAAAAAUUCACGGCGAUGGAACCAAAACUAGUGCAUAUAACAUUGAGUUCAUAUUUGAUGCAGAUGCACGAUGCGCCAUUACGAUUUAUUAUUUCUGCAUCGAAGAUAUUGGAAGUGCUGGCGUGAAUUAUAUUCCGCGUGAUUCUUCACUGUCGUCGGAAACAUUCCACUUCAAGCGGGGAGUGAACCAGCUUUUUACAGCCCCGUCGCACGUAUUCAAUCCUGCUUUAUUUUCCGAGGAUGAUCUUUCGUACAAUUCAGAGAAGGACACAUUCCCGGUUGUCAUCCACUGCGCUGUGGAGGAAGGCAACGAAGAUUGCCGCCAGAGCCACACAACUAUCUGCGUUGUAGAUCACCAUUCGGAUGGAACUUACGCUUUGCGAGCCCUAAAACAGAAGAUUUUUGUCGAUGGCCUUUGUUACUUACUGCAGGAAAUUUACGGGAUCGAGAAUAAGCUUGUUAACAAAUCCAUUGGCGAUGAAGAUACUGACGACAAUGGAAGCGAAUGUGUGAUCUGCAUGUGUGACACUAGGGACACGCUGAUUCUUCCUUGUAGGCAUUUGUGUUUGUGUAAUUCAUGCGCUGAUUCACUUAGAUAUCAGGCAAACAACUGUCCGAUUUGCCGUGCUCCCUUCCGUGCAUUACUGCAAAUCCGUGCCGUUCAGAAAAGCACUGCGGGAUCGAACGUAGUUGCAGCUCAAAGCCCUCAGGAUAGUACGGAUAACAUUCCAUCUGGAUAUAUCCCAGUGUCUUUAAUUGAAGCCCUCAAUGGGCCAAUCAGUACUAAACCGCAAACCAACACCGAAAAUGCAAACAGCGCGACAGAUGGCAAUACUGACAACACCCAAGUAAAUCAGACAAUGGGAAAAACGGAUCCCGAUAAAGGUACAGCAAAGGAGACAGAAACUACAGGAUCGCGCGAAAAGUUGAAUCAAAAUGCUGUGGAAUUCCGGAUGUCACUUUUGUUGUCUAAAGAGGACGGAUCAGUUUCCUGUGUUACGAAGGAACUGCUAACCAAGCAUUCACCACUAAUGCAGCGUGCUCCGGCUGGCAAGGAUAAAAAUCCACGCGAGAAAGGAAGUCUGCGUAACCAAGCUAGCCAGUUAACCGUCAAAGACAAUCCCGCGCUGGACCGUGAGACUGUUCUGCUUGUUAAUGAAAAAACUCAACUGCCCAAUUUGACCGAGAUGGACGACGAUAGCGAGGCGGAAAAGUUGUCCCCAUUGUUGCAAAAAGUGGAGAGCGAUUGUGUCGAGCAGAACUGUGAUACGUACGAGAAAAUGCCCAAAAUCUUACGAAUGGAGGAAGUGGAAAAUCUUAAUUCUCGAAACCAAAAGUCGAUUGUAACUCUAGCUUCCGCUGAGGACUCGGACUAUUACACUCCCGAGGAUCCACACACCACAAUUCUUAGUCCUUUGAAAGAUGAAGAGAAAGUUGACGGAUCGAAGAAACUUUCUACGCCGCUCACUGCACUGAAGGAAGCAUCGCAAGGCUCUCUUCCAGAUAGUCCAAUCAGUGGCAACUCACAUACUUCAACACGUAGUUCCGGAGAUAGUUAUUCCUCCAGCUCCAGCACCAGACAACUGCUUUCAUCCGUAACAGCCAAUGAUACACCUACUCACGUUACAGUAAAAGUUGAUGCGUCCGCUGAAGGGUUAGUAAAACAUGAUAUCAAAAUUGGUAAUAAUACCAAAAUCGACUGCAUUGAGAGCGAUUAGGUACUCCCUGGUGUGUAAAUUGAUUGAAUAACAAAAAAUACAAUGCAUUUUCACUGCAAGUGAAUAACAAGUUUUGCUACUGCAUGAAUAGCCCAUACAACAACACUGUUGAAUCCAUUUCAAACAUCUGAAUAGUACAUUUGACUUCGCAUCGAUUGGUAAUUACUUACUACCGAGAGGAUAUCCAAAACAAGAACAGAUUUAUGUUUGAAUUUUAACAUUAGGUUUUUAUUAUUCGAUUAUCACUGAAACAUUUAUCAAAUAAAUUCGU